ACCGUCUCUAGAUCUGGCACUCUUCGCACCCGUAGCUGAGUCGGCGAUACGAACCAACCAAACAUAAUGGCAGUCGGAAAGAAAGUCUGCAUCAUUGGCUCUGGUAACUGGGGGUCUGCCAUCGCUAAGAUAGUAGGUGCCAAUGCAGCCAAGUAUGACCAGUUUGACACGACGGUGAACAUGUGGGUUUUUGAGGAGAUGAUCGAGGGCAGGAAACUCACCGAAAUCAUCAACAUUGACCAUGAAAAUGUUAAAUAUUUGCCCGGUCACAAGCUUCCCCCAAAUGUGGUGGCAGUCCCAGACUUGGCAGAGGCAGCGAAGGGAGCGGACAUCCUGAUCUUCGUGGUACCCCACCAGUUCAUUGUCCGAGUGUGCGACACCAUCAAGGACCAUAUCAAAAAGGAGGCCGUUGGCAUGUCUCUCAUCAAGGGUGUAGAUGAGGGCCCAGAGGGACUGAGGCUGAUCUCUGAGGUGAUCAAAGGAAAGCUGGGCAUCACAAUGACCGUCCUUAUGGGAGCAAACAUAGCCAAUGAGGUCGCUGAGGAGAAGUUCUGUGAAACCACCAUUGGUUGCAAGGACAAAGUGAAUGGACCCAUUCUGAAGGAGCUGAUGCAGACCACUAACUUCCGUGUGACUGUGGUGGCGGAGGCGGACGUAGUGGAGAUCUGUGGGGCACUCAAGAACAUCGUGGCGGUGGGCGCAGGCUUCUGCGACGGCCUGGGUUUCGGAGACAACACCAAGGCUGCAGUCAUCCGACUGGGGUUGAUGGAGAUGAUCGCCUUCGCCAAGGUGUUCUGCACUGACGGGCCCGUCAGCCCCACCACCUUCCUGGAGAGCUGCGGCGUGGCCGAUCUCAUCACCACCUGCUACGGCGGACGCAACCGCAAGAUCGCCGAGGCCUUCGCCAAAACAGGAAAGACCAUCGAGGAGCUGGAGAUUGAGAUGCUGAACGGACAGAAGCUUCAGGGACCGGCAACUGCAGGAGAGGUCAACCGUAUCCUGAAAUCCAAAAACAUGGUUGACAAGUUCCCUCUGUUCAAUGCGGUUUACCAGAUUUGCUUUAACGGACACCCGGUCACAGAUUUCAUCAGCUGCUUGCAGAACCACCCAGAGCACAAGUAAAAGAACCAACCAACCACCGUAGGACACUUGAAGUUGUAGGCUGAAGCUAGCCAAGGUGACUACACAACGAAAACGGUUGUUGAAGUAUGGAAGUGACCUACCGCGGCUUUAACCCAUAAGACAUUACCCCUAGGCUUUGUUUAAUUUCAGUAUAACUGUGUUACAACCAGAUGUUACUGAAACAACCGUUACAACUUGGUAUGAUAUUUAUGGUAUUAGUAAUUAACAUUGUGACUUGAAUAAAUGUGACCUUCAUUUCAACGUAACUGUAACUUAAGUGCCUUAGCAUUGCCAAUUGACAAAUAUGUACACUUUGUUUUUACACCCAUCUCUGAUGCAAGUGACAUCAGUUUCUUAACCACAGUGCCGCAGCUAUGUCCGGUGUUUUUUAAGGAAUCGUAUAACAUAUGCAACAAUUUGUACUGAGCUUAAUAAAGUACUUGAAGACAACAUGUGUGUAGUUAUUUUA
Gadus chalcogrammus (walleye pollock) is the source of this 1591-nucleotide messenger RNA. Its product is annotated as glycerol-3-phosphate dehydrogenase [NAD(+)], cytoplasmic-like. Gene Ontology annotation, molecular function: NAD binding; glycerol-3-phosphate dehydrogenase [NAD(P)+] activity; protein homodimerization activity. Lineage: Eukaryota; Metazoa; Chordata; Actinopteri; Gadiformes; Gadidae. Gene Ontology annotation, biological process: glycerol-3-phosphate catabolic process; carbohydrate metabolic process. The transcript has 8 exons. The coding region runs from base 67 to 1122 and encodes 351 amino acids. Gene Ontology annotation, cellular component: glycerol-3-phosphate dehydrogenase (FAD) complex; cytosol. The record is from RefSeq and is a predicted model, not a curated record.